AGUGCGCGGUGGCGGCGGCGGUGGCGGCGUCGCGAGCAGCUGGCGCCGCGCGGUCCUGCUCUGCCGGUCGCACGGACGCACCGGCGGGCCGCCGGCCGGAGGGACGGGGCGGGAGCUGGGCCUGCGGACAGCGAGCCGGAGUGGGAGCCGCGCCUAGCGAGCCGGACCCCGGCGCCCGCCAGUCUCCCGAGCGGCGCCCGCCUCCCGCCGGUGCCCGCUCCGGGCCGUGGGGGCAGCAUGCCCGCGUGCGCUGCCUGAGGACGCCGCGGCCCCCGCCCCCGCCAUGGGCGCCCCUGCCUGCGCCCUCGCGCUCUGCGUGGCAGUGGCCAUCGUGGCCGGCGCCUCCUCGGAGUCCUUGGGGACGGAGCAGCGCGUCGUGGGGCGAGUGGCAGAAGUCCCCGGCCCAGAGCCCAGCCAGCAGGAGCAGUUGGUCUUCGGCAGCGGGGACGCUGUGGAGCUGAGCUGUCCCCCGCCCGGGGGUGGUCCCAUGGGGCCCACUGUCUGGGUCAAGGAUGGCGCAGGGCUGGUGCCCUCGGAGCGUGUCCUGGUGGGGCCCCAGCGGCUGCAGGUGCUGAAUGCCUCCCACGAGGACUCUGGGGCCUACAGCUGCCGGCAGCGACUCACACAGCGCGUACUUUGCCACUUCAGCGUGCGGGUGACAGACGCUCCAUCCUCGGGAGAUGACGAAGACGGGGAGGAUGAGGCUGAGGACACAGGUGUGGACACAGGGGCCCCUUACUGGACUCGGCCCGAGCGGAUGGACAAGAAGCUGCUGGCCGUGCCGGCUGCCAACACCGUCCGCUUCCGCUGCCCGGCUGCUGGCAACCCCACUCCCUCCAUCUCCUGGCUGAAGAAUGGCAAGGAGUUCCGCGGCGAGCACCGCAUCGGAGGCAUCAAGCUGCGGCACCAGCAGUGGAGCCUGGUCAUGGAAAGUGUGGUGCCCUCGGACCGCGGCAACUACACCUGCGUGGUGGAGAACAAGUUUGGCAGCAUCCGGCAGACAUACACGCUGGACGUGCUGGAGCGCUCCCCGCACCGGCCCAUCCUGCAGGCGGGGCUGCCGGCCAACCAGACGGCGGUGCUGGGCAGCGAUGUGGAGUUUCACUGCAAGGUGUACAGUGACGCGCAGCCCCACAUCCAGUGGCUCAAGCACGUGGAGGUGAAUGGCAGCAAGGUGGGCCCCGAUGGCACACCCUACGUCACCGUGCUCAAGACGGCGGGCGCUAAUACCACCGAUAAGGAGCUAGAGGUUCUGUCCUUGCACAACGUCACCUUUGAGGACGCCGGGGAGUACACCUGCCUGGCGGGCAAUUCUAUUGGGUUUUCCCAUCACUCUGCGUGGCUGGUGGUGCUGCCAGCCGAGGAGGAGCUGGUGGAGGCUGACGAGGCGGGCAGUGUGUACGCAGGCAUCCUCAGCUACGGGGUGGGCUUCUUCCUGUUCAUCCUGGUGGUGGCGGCUGUGACGCUCUGCCGCCUGCGCAGCACCCCCAAGAAAGGCCUGGGCUCCCCCACCGUGCACAAGAUCUCCCGCUUCCCACUCAAGCGACAGCAGGUGUCCCUGGAGUCCAACGCGUCCAUGAGCUCCAACACACCGCUGGUGCGCAUUGCAAGGCUGUCCUCAGGGGAGGGUCCCACGCUGGCCAACGUCUCCGAGCUUGAGCUGCCUGCUGACCCCAAAUGGGAGCUGUCUCGGGCCCGGCUGACCCUGGGUAAGCCCCUUGGGGAGGGCUGCUUCGGCCAGGUGGUCAUGGCGGAGGCUAUCGGCAUUGACAAGGACCGGGCCGCCAAGCCUGUCACCGUAGCCGUGAAGAUGCUGAAAGAUGAUGCCACUGACAAGGAUCUGUCAGACCUGGUGUCUGAGAUGGAGAUGAUGAAGAUGAUUGGGAAACACAAGAACAUCAUCAACCUGCUGGGCGCCUGCACGCAGGGCGGGCCCCUGUACGUGCUGGUGGAGUACGCGGCCAAGGGCAACCUGCGGGAGUUUCUGCGGGCGCGGCGGCCCCCGGGCCUGGACUACUCCUUCGACACCUGCAAGCCGCCUGAGGAGCAGCUCACCUUCAAGGACCUGGUGUCCUGUGCCUACCAGGUGGCCCGAGGCAUGGAGUACCUCGCCUCCCAGAAGUGCAUCCACCGGGACCUGGCUGCUCGAAACGUGCUGGUGACCGAGGACAACGUGAUGAAGAUCGCAGACUUCGGGCUGGCCCGCGACGUGCACAACCUCGACUACUACAAGAAGACCACCAACGGCCGGCUGCCCGUGAAGUGGAUGGCACCUGAGGCCCUGUUUGACCGCGUCUACACCCACCAGAGUGACGUCUGGUCCUUUGGGGUCCUGCUCUGGGAGAUCUUCACGCUGGGGGGCUCUCCGUACCCCGGCAUCCCUGUGGAGGAGCUCUUCAAGCUACUGAAGGAGGGCCACCGAAUGGACAAGCCGGCCAACUGCACACACGACCUGUACAUGAUCAUGCGGGAGUGCUGGCACGCUGCGCCCUCCCAGAGGCCCACCUUCAAGCAGCUGGUGGAGGACCUGGACCGUGUCCUCACUGUGACGUCCACCGACGAGUACCUGGACCUGUCAGCGCCCUUCGAGCAGUACUCCCCCGGCGGCCAGGACACCCCCAGCUCCAGCUCCUCAGGGGAUGACUCCGUGUUUGCCCACGACCUGCUGCCCCCAGCCCCACCCAGCAGUGGGGGCUCGCGGACGUGAAGGGCCACUGGUCCCCAACAAUGUGAGGGGUCCCUAGCAGUCCACCUUGCUGCUGGUGCACAGCCACUGCCCGGCAUGAGACUCAGUGCAGAUGGAGAGACAGCUACACAAAGCUUCAGUCUGUGUGCAUGUGUGUGUGUGUGUGUGUGUGUGUGCGCGCGCGCGCGCACGUGCACAUCUGUGUGUGUGUCUGCAUGCAUGCGCAUCUCGUGGCCUCCAGGUGCAGAGGUACACCCUGGGUGUCCCUGCUGCUGUGCAACAGCCUCCUGACUGGUGCUGCAGCACCAAGGGGCCUUUGUUCUGGGGGGACCCAGUGCAGAAUGUAAGUGGGUCCACCCGGUGGGACCCCUGUGGGGCAGGGAGCUGGGCCCAACAUGGCCUCAGCCUCUACCUUUGCACCACGGGACAUCACAGGGUGGGCCUCAACCCCUCCCACACCCAAAGCUGAGCCUGCAGGGAAGCCCUACGUGUCGAGCACCUUGUUCCUGGGGGUGUUAAUGGCACUGCCCCCCGACCUCCAGGCUUUCCCAGUUCCCACCCUGCCCCUUAGAGACUGAAAUUACGGGUACCUGAAGAUGGGAGCCUCUACCUUUUAUCCAAAAGGUUUAUUCCAGAAACUAGUGUACAUUUCUAUAAAUAGAUGCUGUGUAUAUGGUAUAUAUACAUACAUAUAUAUAAAGUAUAUGGAAGAGGAAAAGACUGGUGCAACGGAGGCCUGCGACCCUGGGGGCACAGGAGGCACGCAUGGCCCUGGGCGGGGAGGGAGGCCCCAGGGGUCUCACCCAUGCAAGCAGAGGAGCAGGGCCUUUUCUGGCACCGCAGUUUUGUUUUAAAACUGGACCUGUAUAUUUGUAAAGCUAUUUAUGGGCCCCCGGCACCCUUGUUCCCACACCCCAACACUUCUAGCAUUUAGCCAGCCACAUGGCGGAGAGUUUUAAUUUUUAACUUAUUAACAGCCGAGAAGGUUUAUCCUGCCUAUAGAGGGACAGCCAAGAAUGUACGUCCAGCCUGCACCGGCGCUGGAGGAUUCCCUCCAAGCCUAAAAGGUCGUUAAUAGUUGGAGGUGAUUCCAUUGAGUGAGGAUAUUUUAUUUCCUUUGUCCUUCUUUUUCAGGGGAAUUAGAUUUCUAUAUGAUGUUUCUUGAGGAGAUUUAUUUUUUGGACUUCAAAGCAAGCUGGUAUUUUCAUACAAAUUCUUCUAAUUGCUGUGUCCCAGGCGGGAGAUGGUUUCCAGGGAGGGGCCGGCCCUGCGUGCAGGUUCAGAUGUUGUUAGAUGUUACAAGUUUAUAUAUAUCUAUAUAUAUAAUUUAUUGAGUUUUUACAAGAUGUAUUUGCUGUAGACUUAACACUUCUUACGCAAUGCUUCUAGAGUUUUAUAGCCUGGACUGCUACCUUUCAAAGCUUGGGGGGAAGCUGUGAAUGCAGUCGGUUGGUUCUGUACUGUUGCUGGGCACUGAGUCUGGACGGCUGUCCCUUGCUUGCCUGCAGGGCCAUGGUUCAGGGUGGUCUCUUCUUGAGACCCAGUGCAUGGUGGCCAGAGGUGUCACCCAAACCUGCAGGUGCGAUUUUGUUAACCCAGCGACGAACUUUGCAAAAAAUAAAGACACCUGGUUCCUAACCUGG
This is a messenger RNA of Piliocolobus tephrosceles (Ugandan red Colobus), 4329 nucleotides long. It is a transcript of the gene FGFR3, whose product is annotated as fibroblast growth factor receptor 3. Gene Ontology annotation, molecular function: ATP binding; fibroblast growth factor binding; fibroblast growth factor receptor activity. Gene Ontology annotation, cellular component: signaling receptor complex; plasma membrane. The transcript is spliced from 18 exons. NCBI's taxonomy places the organism in Eukaryota, Metazoa, Chordata, Mammalia, Primates, Cercopithecidae. The record is from RefSeq and is a predicted model, not a curated record. Bases 284 to 2707 code for a protein of 807 amino acids. Gene Ontology annotation, biological process: multicellular organism development; positive regulation of MAPK cascade; positive regulation of kinase activity.